This is a messenger RNA of Mizuhopecten yessoensis (Yesso scallop), 3162 nucleotides long. Its product is annotated as uveal autoantigen with coiled-coil domains and ankyrin repeats protein-like. The transcript is spliced from 5 exons. The record is from RefSeq and is a predicted model, not a curated record. Bases 645 to 1811 code for a protein of 388 amino acids. Lineage: Eukaryota; Metazoa; Mollusca; Bivalvia; Pectinida; Pectinidae.
GCCAUAUGGAAUAACAUACAAACCUGAUAUUCAUCAUGGCCCAAUCCGAUGAGUUGGAAAUUAUCGAGGGUUGGUACGGACCAUAUCCUGAUGAAAUGCUCGAGGUAAAUAGUCAUAUUUAUAUAUAAGGUUUCGGGAUCAGGUACACUCAAAAGGAGCUACUUUGUAGUUCUUAUCGUCUAGUUUGGUCGUCCUUCCAUUUUCAACUGUUCAAAUACAAACAUAAUAUCAUGGCAUAUUAUGACGUUUGCUACGAAAUGAAAUGGAUCACAGUGCUCAAUCGACACUGCUUCUUAUUAUAUUCAGAUUUGUAAAUAUUUAUUGCAUACAGCUAGGUUCAGAAGGUACAGCCAUUGACAUGUCAAUCUGUGUGAACUUUCGAUUACUUUUGUUCGAAAUGUACUUUAGUAAAGCACAGGUAUACCUUGUAGGAUGAGAAUAAUUUAUCGAGAGACACUGUAGGUGAUAUGUCAACAUACUUAGGAAGCGUACAGGUGAGCGAGCGUUCGACUCCACUGUAGAGAAUAUGGACACACAAAGGAAGCGUACAGGUGAGCGAGCGUUCGACUCCACUGUAGGGAAUAUGGACACACAAAGGAAGCGUAUAGGAAAUCAAACAGAAAGCAAAGAAAGAUAUAGGGGAAAUGGACAAAACCAUUAAUAGACUGGACCAAGUUGUUCGUGUAUGUCAGGACUUUCAAAGAAAAAAUAUUUCACUAUGUCCGAAGUGUAGAGCUAGAUGUUCUAACAAGAACAACGUCAGUGCAAAAACAGAACGUCCGCAAAACACGGAUAAAGAACAUUCAGAAAAACAAAAUAAAAAAACUUUGGUCUCGCGCGUUAGCCAUUUACCAGUUAUUUCCAAAACACAUGAGGACAAAAUGAAAGACAAAGAUUUUUCUACAGUAUUCAAGAGCAAGAAGCCUAGUAGGAAAGGAGCGCAAUCUUCUUCUACCGAAAUGACGAUCGCAUCAGAGGAUUUUCAGUUAGUUCUGGAAGCGAAAAAUAGUGCGUUUGAAAACUUACAUAAGAAAACAGCGUCAGAAUACGAAAAUUUGGAAAUGUUUAAUGCAAAACUAAAGGAGGAAAAUGAGCACCUUCAAUCAAAAUUAUCUUCAACCAUGUUAGAGAACGAAAAUUUGAAAAUAGAAAACGGCAAACUAAAAGAGGAAAAUGAGCAACUCGAAUCAACAGUAUCAUCAAACCAGAAAGGAUUAAAAGAGCAAAUCACUGGCUUUACAAAUCAGAUUACCGAACAAAAGAAACAGAUUGGAGAACUGGAAAACGAUCUGGAUAAAAAGGAUGAUGAAUUGCGCAUGGUCAAGAAGGAACUGGCCGAGGCAAAGCGUCCACGCGUAAAGGACAUAGUGUUGGGCAUACGAAGUGAGCGCAGCGGGAUGGGUAAGACAAUGAUCGAGAUGGUUAACAGGGAACUGUCGGGGCAGCUACAGAAUAUACUGGAGAAGGAAAACGUACGCCUGACAGUGAAACAAUGUGCGGCAGCUACAGACGUUCCAAAGGGGCUGAUGGCUGUCCUGUGUCUAGACAUGUCCAGGGUGGGCACUAACAUUAAGGACGCACUGGCUGGUAUCAAAGUCAACAGAGAUGUGUUUGUCAUCGUGUUUCAUCAUACCAGCAAGGAGAAUUUAUCAUCAUUGACUCCAACGAGCCUUCGCAUCACCGGAAGUGAGCAACGACAACUCGGCGCCAUCAUUGAUAUGGUGUUCAGCAGUGACAGCGGUAUAUAUGAAUGUGACCUCAACACCACAGCUGUAGCAAACAUAGCUGCUCUCAUCACGAAAUACUCAUGAGUUCAUUAACAAUUUUAGAGUUUGCCGAACCGUGUAUUCAAUCGUCGAAUCCCUUUUGGUCAACAUGCAAUGUUACAUCCAGAUAUGGUCGGAAUAAUGACGAUAAUACAUUUUUUGUAUCGAGAUUUUAAAUGGGUAAUGUCAGUCGCCAAAACGCAAACCAGGUUUUAUGCAUUCAAAUCUUGGCCUUUCUAACCUUGAUAACACGAAUCCAUAUUUAACUUCAUAUACUGUACAUAUAAGUUUUUGUCAAUAUAAACAAUAUUCAUUUGCUUGGCCAAAAUCUUUUUUAUAAUACUGGUAGUAGCAAACAGAGAAAUUAGCUUUAUACACUUGUCUAUAAAUCAUCAUUUAACGAUACUUUUGUAUCUAGAGUUUGUCAGUUUUUGGAAUGAGCGCUUAAUACAGUUUGAUAUCGGUAGCGCUGACUGUUUACAAUCAUAAAGUUAAUCAAUACAUUUCAUUUUCAUUAUAUACCUAAGCUUAAUUUAAAGAUUAUUUCCGGAUGAUUUUCAGAAAUUUCUUCGUUUGAUAGAUGUGCAGUGGUAUGGUUGUUUUAUUUUUAUAUAAUUGAUGAAUUGCCACAACUAGCACCAGAAAAAUCAUAUCUAAUAGGUAAACGUUAUUUAUAAAAAUAGCCUUCUAAUAAUAAAUACUGAUAACAGUAGUAACAAAAUUAAUACAGUCGAAUUUCGUUCUCUCGAACUUUUAUACUUCGGAGACCCCGUGUAACUCGAAGUAUUUCUUCGGUCCAGGCCAAAACUCUUCUUUAUCUGUGAUAUUUCGAACUCUGAAAACUCGAAAAACUCGGAGAUCCCAAAGUGAAAUACAGUAUUUUUGGUUCUUUAACAGUUGUUAUAUGUAACAAAUAUGGAGUCUAGUGAUUUUAUAAUAACCUACCGCUGGUAAGUAAAAUCAGCAUCUGCAGGUUACGUUGUACUUUUUUGAUUACAGGUAUGUUUCUAUGGUAACAUUGUUUCCACUGGAUUACCCGUAUGUUUCCAUUUAACCCAUUAUUUUGAAAAAAAAUAUUGCGUGCGAUUAUAUUUUCUAAUUUCUUAGAAAUAUGAUGACCUAUGUCAUUGUAAGAAUUUAUAAAAACGAUAUAUGAAAUUAAUUUGAAUUGUCAUAAAAAUUAUACAGGAUAUAAAGACGUUUAGACAUUGUUUAUACACGCAUGUCCAAAUUAGCAUGACCUAUACAUAAAUAUAGAUAAGGGGAAUUACUUUUCGGGCCUUUAAGGGACUAUUAGCUUUAAGGUGAUAUGAUAUUUAGUUUGAAGAUGUCUGGAUCCUAACCAGUAUGCUUGUUGUUGGAAAGUUAGGCUCCUUUAGGAUAUGAAGAUUUUAUU